This is a messenger RNA of Vidua macroura (Pin-tailed whydah), 1896 nucleotides long. It is a transcript of the gene ITK, whose product is annotated as IL2 inducible T cell kinase. Gene Ontology annotation, biological process: B cell receptor signaling pathway; adaptive immune response; NK T cell differentiation. Bases 1 to 1896 code for a protein of 631 amino acids. The transcript is spliced from 17 exons. Lineage: Eukaryota; Metazoa; Chordata; Aves; Passeriformes; Viduidae. Gene Ontology annotation, molecular function: non-membrane spanning protein tyrosine kinase activity; ATP binding; protein binding. The record is from RefSeq and is a predicted model, not a curated record.
AUGUCCUGGGAGACAGACAUUCUUGGCUCAGCCAUGAAUAACUGUGUGCUCCUGGAGGAACUGCUGAUCAAGAAAUCCCAGCAGAAGAGAAGGACUUCACCCUCCAACUUUAAAGUGCGCUUCUUUGUCCUGACCAAAUCCACGCUGGCUUACUACGAACAUCGCCACGGGAAAAAAAGGACUUUGAAGGGUUCUGUGGAACUUUCCAGGAUUAAAUGUGUGGAAAUUGUGAGAAGUGACAUCAUCAUUCCCUGUCAGUACAAAUACCCUUUCCAGAUUGUCCAUGACAGCUACAUCCUCUACGUGUUUGCCCCCAACCGCGAGAGCCGGCAGAGAUGGGUCCUCACGCUGAAGGAAGAAAUCAGAUACAACAACAGUUUGGCUUCAAAGUGUCAUCCAGACUUUUGGUUGGAUGGCAAGUGGAGAUGCUGUGCUCAGACAGAGAAGAUGGCAGCUGGCUGUGUGGUAUAUGACCCCACCAAAAAUGCCUCAAAGAAGCCUCUUCCUCCCACUCCUGAAGAUAACUGGAAAUUGUUGCUGGACCCAAGGGAAGCAGUGGUCAUAGCCAUAUAUGACUAUGAAGGCCAGAACCCACAGGAGCUGACGUUACAAUAUAAUGAGGAAUAUUUUGUGAUUGACAGCUCUGAGGAACAUUGGUGGCUGAUUCAAGAUAAGAAUGGGCAUGAAGGCUACGUGCCAAGCAGCUACCUGGUGGAAAAAUCACCUGAGAAUCUGCAAGUUUAUGAGUGGUACAAUAAGAACAUCAGCAGAAGCAAAGCAGAAACUCUGCUCAGGGAUGAGGGUAGAGAAGGGGCCUUCAUGGUGAGAGAUUCAAGGCAGCCUGGCAUGUACACAGUCUCUGUUUUCACCAAAGCAUUAAGCAUGGACAACAAUCCUGUUAUAAAGCAUUAUCACAUCAAUGAGACAACUGACUUUCCCAAGCGAUACUACCUGGCAGAAAAGCACGUGUUUGACUCCAUCCCCGACCUCAUCAACUACCACCAGCACAAUGCAGCAGGUCUCGUGACGCGGCUGCGAUACGCGGUCUCCUCCUGGAGGAAACAGGCCCCCAUCACCGCAGGGCUCAGCUAUGGAAAAUUGGUCAUUAAUGCCUCUGAGCUCACCCGUGUGCAGGAGAUUGGCAGUGGUCAGUUUGGGGUGGUCUACCUUGGCUACUUGCUGGGCAAGACCAAAGUAGCCAUAAAGACCAUCCGUGAAGGAGCGAUGUCUGAGGAGGAUUUCAUCGAGGAAGCCAAAGUCUUGAUGAAGCUGUCUCACCCCAAGCUAGUCCAGCUUUAUGGUGUGUGCUUUGAGGAUGCUCCCAUCUGCCUGGUGUUCGAGUUCAUGGAGAACGGCUGCUUGUCCGACUACCUCAGGAGCCAGCGGGGCAGCUUCUCCAAGGAAACCCUGCUGGGGAUGUGCCUGGAUGUGUGUGAAGGAAUGGCUUACCUGGAACAAAACUCUGUCAUCCACAGAGACCUGGCUGCCAGGAACUGCCUGGUGGGGGAAUCCCACGUGGUCAAAGUGUCUGACUUUGGGAUGUCAAGGAUUGUCCUGGAUGACCAGUACACCAGCUCCACAGGAACCAAGUUUCCAGUCAAGUGGUCUGCCCCAGAGGUUUUCUCCUACAGCAACUAUAGCACCAAAUCUGACGUUUGGUCAUUCGGAGUGCUGAUGUGGGAGGUUUUCAGUGAAGGCAAAAUCCCCUAUGAGAAUCGCACCAAUGCAGAAGUGGUGGAAGAAAUCAAUGCAGGAUUUCGGCUCUACAAACCCAAGCUGGCCUCCAAGGCAAUUUAUGAGGUGAUGAGCCACUGCUGGAGGAUGGGGAAAGAAGAGCGGCCAUCCUUUUCUCUUCUGCUGCUUCAGCUGAGUGAAAUCUCUGAGUUUGAUGUGUAA